Messenger RNA from Bicyclus anynana (squinting bush brown), 4622 nucleotides. RefSeq names its product cGMP-specific 3',5'-cyclic phosphodiesterase. The coding region runs from base 523 to 3723 and encodes 1066 amino acids. The transcript is spliced from 20 exons. Gene Ontology annotation, molecular function: protein binding; 3',5'-cyclic-nucleotide phosphodiesterase activity. Gene Ontology annotation, biological process: signal transduction. Lineage: Eukaryota; Metazoa; Arthropoda; Insecta; Lepidoptera; Nymphalidae. The record is from RefSeq and is a predicted model, not a curated record.
UGGUUUCAUGAGUGCGAACGAUUUUAGCACAACAUAUUUAUGAAGAUUUGAGAUUAGUUUAAUCUCACCACCGUGUCCUGUCUGCACUUUGCCGAAAUUAUCUAAUCUGUGCGUAUCGUUUGCAGUCCGCGUGCCUGGGCGGGCGCGGGGAAUGAGGUGCGGGAGGGGGGCGCUCACGAUUGGCCCGGUUCACCUCAGCUAAAGCCUUCAGUUCAGUCUGCCUCCGACCACCGUAGGGGGAGAACGCAUGCCGCACCGGCGCUGCCCCAUCCGUGUGACCUAACAACGCAAAAUCUUAAAUAAAACCGUGUGUGAAACAAUAAAAUCCCCCCUGUGUAUUGUUUAUUGGCACCUGUGACGUCAUUUCGCCUCAACAAAGCACCACAAUAUCGGAAAACAACACGAACACGACGGUAUCGGUGAUACAUACAUAUUUUUCGGGAAAAGUACAUACGUCGUAAAAGAUGUCUGUAUACACAAGAACCGUAAACAGAGCCGCCGCGACCAACCACUGAAACUGCCAUGACAUCCGAGAAACCCAUCGAUGUCGUCGCAAAGAAGCCCGAGGCUAGCAAACCGAACGCAAACUUCCCCGAUGACAACCCAGACCCCAAAACGGAUAACCAACAAGACAAACUCAUGCGUACCCAUCAAUUGAUGCAUCUAGUUUACGAACUGCCCGUCGAGAGCGUAGAGGAAGAGAUGCUUAAAGAGAACCCACCGAUAACUAUAGUCGAAAUAACGGAACACAAUGGUUGUGAAUUAGAUAGUGCCAGGCAAAGUCAUAGUGAUUAUUAUAAAGAGUCUAGUCCCGAUUUAGGCGAUAAGGUUGUGUACGACGCGUUAGAGACUAAUGAACUGAUGCGAUGCGCAGAUGAAUACAAAGAAGUGAUAGAUAGGACGUCCCCUGAUGACGUUACUGAGGACGAUUUGGUGGAGUUGAAAACGUUGCUGGCAAACAAGCCGAAGUUAUUAGAGAAGUAUGUGAGAGAAUGUGCAAGUAUAGACGAAGUGAACAGGUUGCACGGCAUAACGUCCUGUGGCUCGUUAUCUCCAAGGCUGCAUGAGGCGAGGAGUACUUCGGUUACGUCAGAUCUGUUCCAGUUAUGGCUGUCUUCGUCGCCGGUUAAGAGGUCGAGAUCGCCGAGUAAUUCAGCACAACGGCAGCUGGAGGAGGCGGACUUGUUUAUGGACCUCAUCAAAGACGUGGCCAACGAAUUGGACAUUGACGUGCUUUGCCAUAAGAUCUUGGUGAACGUGUGUCUCCUGACGGCGGCCGACCGAGGGAGCCUGUUCCUCGCUAAGGGCACUCCUCCCGCCCGAUACCUGCAGGCCAAGCUGUUUGACGUCACCAGGGACACAGACCUGUAUACAGCUCUGCGGAUAGCUCAAACGCAGGAGAUCAGGAUAAACUUCGGCGUGGGUGUGGCUGGUCUGGCCGCUCAGACCAAACACCCCAUUAACAUUAAGAAUGCGUACGCUGAUCCCAGGUUUAACAGUGAGAUCGACGCGCGCACUGGCUACAAGACCGAGCUGAUAUUGUGUAUGCCCAUCUGCAACUACGAGGGCGACGUGGUGGGCGUCGCGCAGAUCAUUAACAAAACUGAUGGCUCGAAAGAGUUUUCCACACGAGACGUGGAAGUUUUCCGGCGUUACCUGACGUUCUGCGGCAUUGGCAUACAAAAUGCUCAGCUGUUCGAGUCGUCAGUGCUGGAGUACAAGAGGAACCAGAUCCUUCUGGCUCUGGCGAGGAGUAUAUUCGAGGAGCAGAGUAAUCUGGAGUGUCUGGUGACCAAGAUCAUGACUGAGGCGAGAGAAUUGCUGAAAUGCGAGCGAUGUGCUGUAUUCAUAUUGGAUACAGAUCAUUGCGAAUCGAGUCACCUAGAGCGAAUAGUGCAGCGGCCGGGCGGCAGACGGAGCUCGGUCCCCGCGCUGCCCCCGCCGGCGCCGACGCGCUUCCACACGCUGUUCGAGCUGGGCGCCAAGCACUCGCGCACCACGCUCACCCCCAGACACGACAUCAAGUCCACGCUCGCGUGUAUCGCGCUCGCGGUGGCUCAAUCGAACAAAGCACUGAACAUAUCGGACGUGGACGAGUGGCGCGCACACAACGGCAUGGUGGUGGCCGACAUGGCGGCGGACGACGCCGUCAACGUGCGCACCAUGCUCUGCAUGCCCAUUGUUAACGCCAACAAAGACGUCAUCGGUGUGGCACAGCUGAUUAAUAAGGAAAACGGUUCUCAGUUCUCUGACGGAGACAUCUCGAUAUUCGAAGCGUUCGCCAUAUUCUGCGGGCUCGGCAUCCACAACACGCAGAUGUAUGAAAACGCUUGCAAACUGAUGGCCAAGCAGAAGGUAGCGCUGGAAUGCCUGUCGUACCACGCCACGGCGUCCACCGAGGACACCGCCAAGCUGUGCCAGGACGUCAUCCCCUCGGCGGAGAUUUACAACCUCUACAGCUUCCAUUUUCAUGAUUUCGAUCUUUCCGAUGAAGACACAUGUAGAGCUACUCUACGGAUGUUCCUGCAAUGCAACCUCGUUGAGAAGUUCCAUAUACCUUAUGAUGUUCUCUGCCGAUGGAUAUUAAGCGUAAAGAAGAAUUACCGUCCAGUGAAGUACCACAACUGGAGGCACGCGCUGAACGUGGCGCAAACUAUGUUCGCGAUGCUGAAGACUGGCAAAAUGGAACGAUUUAUGUCUGACCUUGAGAUCCUGGGGCUCUUGGUCGCUUGUCUGUGCCACGAUCUCGACCACAGAGGCACCAACAACGCGUUCCAGACCAAAACUGAGAGCCCCUUAGCGAUUCUGUAUUCGACGUCGACGAUGGAGCAUCACCAUUUCGACCAGUGCGUCAUGAUUUUGAAUAGCGAAAGCAAUAAUAUAUUUCAGGCUUUAUCUCCGUGUGACUACAAGGACGUGAUGAGGGUGGUGGAGACGGCGAUACUGUCGACGGACCUAGCGAUGUACUUCAAGAAGAAAUCAAAGUUCCUAGAACUAGUUGAAAACGGCGAGUUCGAUUGGCAAAGUCAGGAGAAGAAAGAAUUGCUUUGCGGCAUGAUGAUGACCGCGUGCGACGUGUCGGCGAUAGCGAAGCCGUGGGAGGUGCAGCACAAGGUCGCCAAGCUGGUCGCCGACGAGUUCUUCGACCAGGGGGACUUGGAAAAGUUGCAGCUCAACCAGCAACCUAUUGCUAUGAUGGACAGGGAGAAAAAAGACGAAUUACCUCAAAUGCAAGUUGGCUUCAUAGACAUGAUAUGUUUACCGCUGUACAAAGUACUGUCGGACACCUUCCCCUGGAUACAGCCUCUGUACACCGGCACCAUGGAGAACCGGCAGCGGUGGCAGGACCUCGCGGAGAAGGUCGAGAUGGGACUCACGUGGAUUGACCACGACACCAUAGACAAACCCAUAGAAGAGUUCACAGCGUCCAAAGAGCCCAUCAAAGACGUAGAGUUCACGGUGACCACGCUGAACUGCGCGCGCCCACUGUCGGACACCAGUAGCAUGGUGCUGGUGAAGCCCAUUAAACCAUACUUCCACUCGCUCAGACGAGGGAAGAGCGGGAGCGUGACAUCGCGUCCCGCCAGGAGUAAGCUCACUAGUUUCCUGCAGAUCCCUCUACGCGGCGCCAAGCUCGCGCGAGAGCGCGCCGAGCCCGCCGCCCGCCCGCGCUCCGCUGACGACGCCGGAGGAGACGCCGCUGCCGCCCAAGCAGAAACAUAAAGGACGGUUAUGCCAUAUGUUGUGACGGUUAAGUUUCAACUGGAGAAGCCAGAGCAGUACAGACAAGCAGGACAAAGUGAAACCGUCCAAAUCAAUCGACUAACUGAACGAUGCAAUCGAGACGCGUAAAAUGAAUGACUUUCUUAAAUAGUGUUGUUUCUUCGAGGUUAUUAGAUUAUAUCUGUUUUUGGGCAGAGGCAAAAUCAAAUGCUCGGGCAAUAUGAACAUUGGUUAGGCAAAACAAACGUGCCCUGUCCAUAGGGCAAGAUAUAAUGCAAUCUUAGCUUGCAUUUGUCAGGUGAUGAACUUGCUAAAAAAAAAGGUAAAAUACGAGAUCCGGUAAAAGAAAUAUAUAUAUCUAAUGCCGGUUCUUAUAGCAGUACCCAUUUUCCAUUUUUCCCAAGCAUUUUGACUAAUGCUUCGAUCGUGACACGUCUACUGUUGAAACGGACCUACUUAGUAGUAAUAAAGUAGUAUUUAUAUUGUCUGAUUGAGAAAAUAUCUAAUUCUGUGUAAAUGAUUAUUGGAAUGGAAUAUGGAAUAUUUUACUAUUCUUUUUAUUCUAUUGCUAUCUGUAAACUAUGGACUGGAAUAAUUGAAUUUGCAAUUUCAAAAAUGUAAAAUGCCCAGGAUUUAAAAUAAACUUAUUUUAAAAUUAAUCUAAAUAUUCAUUAGAUAUUUGUGUGUAUGUGCAGAAUAUCCGACUUAAUCCUUUUGGAAAUUGCAUAUUCAAUUAUAUUUUAGUUGUUUCAAUGUACUUGUCCAAAGUAACGGAGCUUAGUAAGCAAUAAAUUAUUCUUAAAUUAUAAACAAAAACUUUUCUCAAUCAGAUGAGGUUUUAGUGAAAGUUAACUAAUAAUUACUUGGUUAUAGUUUAUUCGCGUAGAGGAGAUAUUUAU